Molecule: messenger RNA, 1839 nt
Organism: Mycena indigotica
Lineage: Eukaryota; Fungi; Basidiomycota; Agaricomycetes; Agaricales; Mycenaceae
Exons: 2
Coding region: 1-1839 (612 amino acids)
Source: RefSeq, a predicted model, not a curated record
AUGGAGGUGGCCGGGCACCGGGCCGGGGCUGUGCCGCCGCUUCUUUUCGAUGGCCGGGACGCGCACAGACGUGGGGAUGGCCCAGCUAGAUGGGUGCGUGGAUCUGCCCUCCUAACGUUAUGGCUGACCCGUGUACCCACCAGAGACCCAGUUGCGAACGAGGCGUGGGCGGGGCUGGCGGCGGCGAUCCGGGCGCGGAGACGGGACGCGGUUGUGCGGGUGCUGAGUGCGACGGCGAACGGCUGCCUGCACGAGCUGGGCUACGCACCCGGCAUGCGCGAAAAGCUGGCCUAUUUCGCCUCUUCCCCUGCCUCUUCGCCGUCGAUUCCGUCUUCUUCUGUUCUCUACCAACAGCAUCAACAGCAGCAGCAGCAUCUACGACGGAGAUCGGACGGACAUAGCGUCCAGUUCGCCUCUUCCCCCGCUUCUUCACCGUCGAUUCCGUCCCCUUCUGUUCCCUACCCGCAGCAGCAGCUUGCACAACAACAACAACUGCUCCAACAGCAACAGCAUUUACAGAGAAGAUCAGACGGACAUAGCGUCCAGUUCGCCUCCCCCGCGUCUUCACCAUCGAUCCCAUCCCCUUCUGUUGUUCUCUACCCGCAACAGCCGGCACAGAUAUAUAACAACCACGGGCGGGUGCAGCAGCUUCAGUAUCCUCCCCAGCACCAACUCCAACAACACCCGCCGCUCCGCAUAGCAACCAGCAGCCCCCAGACCGCGUUCCUCCCACCCGCCAUCAGCCGUCUUUCGCAGCAACAACAAGGACAAACACAGUCGCCCUCGCCAACAGCAAUGCUGCAAGGCAUGUUCGCCAGCCCCGUCGCGCUGAUCCCGCAGCGGCCGAGUCAGCCGUCGAUUGCGGGUGCGUUGGGGCCGGUGGCGGUUGACGCGGCGCAGGUUCAGGCACUGCAACAACAACAAGUGCAAAUACCACAACAAGUGCAGAUCCCGAUGGCACAACAACAGGUGCAAAUUCCGAUACAGCAGCAGGUAGAAAUACCACAUCAACAGCGGCCGGAGCCGGUCCGGAUCCCGGUGCGCCCGCCGUCUGCGCCCGGGCAGGUCCAGGUGCGAGUGCAAGUACAACCGCAACCGCAGCCGAUGCCGAUGCCGGUGCCACGAGUAUUACCUCGAACCCAACCGCCAGAAAUACCACCCCAACUCCAAUCUCCACACCAACCACCCCCGCUUGCGAUCGACGGGCUCCCGUCCCGGGCCGAGACGAUGGAGCGUAACGCGUCGUUGCCUGCAGUCAGUGGCGGGGAGGCGUUGCCGUUGCCAGUGGUGGAGACAGAGCGGGAAGGCGAGACGGCCGAUCUUGCUAUUCGGGGGCGCGGAGAUGAGGGAGAGGUGCAAUCGGUUGAAACAGCGCAGUUAGAGGGAGCACCGCAAACACUCGCGCAAAUUCCGCAGCAGCAAUUGCAGGACCAGGUACAGCAACAGCAGGAACAAGAAACGCCGAUGGGGCCGGGGCUGGGGCGACCCCCGUCUGUGUCCGCUCAGGCACAAGUGCAAAUACAGCCACAACCACAACUACAACCGCGACCUCAUCCGCAAGCGAUGCUACCAGUACAAGCCCAAGUUCACGUCCAAACGCCGACACAAUCGGCACCAGUCGACGUGCGACCGAGCAGGCUGGGAUCUAAUGGUACCACCACAGAUCCUCUCCAGCAACACAUCCCUUCGCCCCAGUCCGACGAUCUGCCGCAACCUGGACCACUUUCUGCGCCGGGAUCGGCCGGGCCGGGAACGCCGCCGCCGACAACGACUUCCCCGCCGCCAACGACGACGGGGUCGCUGAAAGCGCACGAGUGUGGAUCUGGAGCGGGAUAUUGA